Molecule: messenger RNA, 7584 nt
Organism: Sorghum bicolor (sorghum)
Lineage: Eukaryota; Viridiplantae; Streptophyta; Magnoliopsida; Poales; Poaceae
Product: putative disease resistance protein At3g14460
Biological process (GO): defense response to other organism
Molecular function (GO): ADP binding
Source: RefSeq, a predicted model, not a curated record
AGUUUUGUGAAGCUGUGUUUUUUUUUAAGAGAGGCCUUAACCUCUCGGUGUCCUCUGGAAUUUGUGGUGUUCAUGCUUUGUUCUUGCCCUAGUUACUGUUUAUCCGUUUCUCUUUCUUGAUUCGUGCUCAUUUUGAGUUUUCUUUUGGGAUUUGUUUGGUCAGAUUGAUGCUUUAUCGAGUGAUGAACAAGAUCACCAAGUGAUUUGAGCUAACUCCACUUGUGCAUCAAGAUCCAAGCAGAUUUGCGUUUUGGGGGAAAAACUGUGUUCUUGGGCGAAAUCUGAUUUUUUUUUUCGGAGUUUGUGUUCGAAUUGGGCGACGAUCUCUCGGGAGUAGCCUUCCAACUCCGUUAUGAUUACCUGAGCAAAUCUUGGGAAUGAUUCGUGUUGAUUUGAUCGAUUUUUGGGUGGUUUUGUGGCUCGCCCGUGUGAUGUUCGUGAGGGGCGUCGGUCUCUGUUUGUAGCAGCUCGUGGUGCCCAGGUGCUGUACACAGUGCACCGGUGGGAGCGCCGCCGUUGGCCACCGGUCCGCUCUGCACUUCCUGGCUUUGGGCCAAUCAAACUGGCGUGCACCACAGCUGUGCGUCGGGCAGAUCUUUGUGGUGGCCGGUGCCUUCCAGAUCGUGCAAGAGCUGCCCAUCUCUCUCUGUGCCUGGACCGACUCCCUCUCUACCUCUCCCUUCGUUCGUGCUGGAGAUCGCAGCCUCUGAUCUGUUGCCGCCGGUGAGUGCUGCGUCGGUUCUGUGCAAUCCCAGGCCACCAGCUGUUGCUUGUUCUUUUUCCCUUUUCUCCCUCCGUUCUCUCCUGUGCGUUUUUGGAGGGGCAGUGCCUGCGCUUCUGUGUUCUUCUGAACGAGCAGUAGCAGUUGGUGCUAGUUCGUGCUUACCUUGACCAAUUGAAUUUUGAUUGGUUCGAGCCUCGUUCUUGCAUACGUGAUUUCCACAAGCAUUCCUUGGUAAUCACUGCUGCUCAAUUAAAUUUGGUCUUGUGCAUGUAUUUUGAUUUUGUGCUUCCAUCGGUGUUGCUUGUGGCUGUUUUUUUGGGAGCAUGUGCUGCUCUCUGUCCAGAGACUUUCCAGUUCAGUACCUUAGAAUCUCUGGCUUGGCAAAUUGUUUAGUCCGUGGUUUACGUGUUUGUGAUCUGAUUCAUGAUCCGUCUGUUUUGUUAGCUUUCUGCUGUUCUGGAGAGUUUUUUUUGGAUACUCUCGUCACUAGUUGGCUUGAGUAUUUUAGUUUCAGAACUUGCUUCUACUUGGCGAUGAUUUUGGGACAGCGGCCAAAUAUUUCGAAAGAAAUCUGAGGUUUUCAUUCACCCCCUCCCUCUAGUCGCAGCUUUUGAUCCUUCAGAACCAAUCCAGGAGAAUAUAUAUACGUAAGCUCUUGUUGCCAUUUUGUUCAACCCAACUAACACACAUCCGUCGACCCUAAACAACAGGUGACAUUCCACCCACCGUUAUCGGUCUUUUAGGUGCUGCUGGUGCGCAUUGCAGAAUCUGGAAAGCAAGACAAUUGAUUCUGUAUGCCAUUGCAACAUGUUUUCCAUGACCAGAUAAGAAGUAGUGCCAUAUAUUUUUUUUUGUCUAUACCCAUUCAUAAUCUCCAGAUAUAUAACUCUAUCUAUUAUUUGUGUUGAUUAUUUUUCUACUCAAUAGAUGUGUAGUCAUAAAUCAUGCUGAUAUUUUUGUUUAGAUCUAUUUUUUUUUUAAAAAAACAUACUUUUCUUGUUGAAGUCUGAAAGAUUUUCGCGGAAACUUUAUGAGCUUUGGUAAUUUCAGGAGUGACGAAAUAUUCCGAAUACCAAAAUUGGAAAUCAUGGUAGCAGUUACUAGUUCUAAUGCAUGGCAGGUUAUACUUUGAUAUAUUUUUUGGUGGAUUUGGCUUGACCUACUGUUCCCAAUCAGGAUCUACUCCUUUGGCGGUUUGGGGUUUCCUUAGUCAUUUUCAGACCUCAAGUAAUUCAGAUUUUUGGAAUUGAAUCCAAUGCUAAAAGCGUGUUUUUAUUUUUAUUUUUAUUUUUGUCUUCUGUAAACUCCUUUAUUAAUACAAGAUGGAUAGAUCCAGCCAUAUUUCUUUUUUUAAAAAAAUUAACUUUUAAAGGAUAUUAAAAGGAAAGGAACAUUAGUAUACUUUUCCUUCCCCUUGAAGUUGUGUUGUCUAUACCCAUUUUGUUUGCAAUUAUUAGCUAGAUCAAAUCCAUGUCACUGUUUAGUAAUUCAUAACAGGUUUCUCUUUAGACCAGGGUGCAUGAAUUAUAUUGUAAGGUUGAUGAGAAUCACCAAACUAGAGGACACGAUUGGUUUGCUUAGUGGUUAAUAUUUGUUGUCUGAAUAUAGGCAUCACAGUAGUAGUAGGUUUUUUUUUUUUUUUUUUGGUGAUAAAGGAGGCAUCGCAGUAGAUCAAUGGAAUAUAUUUUGAACAAGCGUCUUUACCCAGUCACACACACGGAUACACACUUCCACUGACAACGACUUAAAUUAUUCUUUCAAAUAGACUGAAGACUAAGAGGGUGGAAGCAGAAAAGGUAGAAGGGACAGCAAUGAUAAAAUUAUGGAAGGAGGAGCAGGUAGAAUGGUAGAGUUACCUGCCGUUUUAUUGGCUUGACUGAUGUCUUAGUUUAUAGGUGAAUCAUUGUUAUUUUAGCCUGAUGUGCUAAGACCACUUGUGCAACAAUCAGUGAUCGACCUACUCUGUGUUAACAAUAACUAGUCUUCAUCAUGGCCAGCUCAUCUCAACUUAUAAAACUGAAACUGGUCACUUAAGUAUAAUUUUUUGGGUACAGAGAAAAAACAGGAUAAUAACAAGAGAUGUUGACGGGCCAUUGUGCUUCCCUGUUGCCCGUGUAUUACUGGAUCACAAUAAUCACAACUCUAGUUGACGGGCUGUUUGAGUCUUGCGUCUCUUGCAUACAUCGCUCUAGCAACCUCGCGCUCCUCGUCAGACGCCCAUCAACCUCGCUCUGGCAACUCUGCUCCGCAUGCCCUUGAUAAUUUUAAGUUGGUAUUUUCCUUUGCAGAAGUGCCUCAUCAAUAUACUCCCCAAAAAAGGAAGUUUUGACGGGCUGUUCGAAUCAUGUGUCUCUAGCACUACAGGGCUCUGGCAACCUUUCUUGACACGCCCAUCAAUCUCGCUCUGGUAACUCUGCUCCACACGCCCUUGAUAAUUUUAAGAUGGUGUUUUCCUCCGUCCAUUGCUGCCUUUAGCAGUUAUUUCUCCUCUGCAGAAGCUCUUCAUCAAAAAACACCCCAAAAACGGAAGUUCUAGAAACACUUGCAUCUUCACUCACAAAGGGGGGCACAAACAACUGCAAUUCCAUGGCAGACUUGGCGAUCACUGGCUUAAGAUGGGCGGCAUCGCCAGUAUUCAACAAGCUCCUUGCUGAUGCUUCAGCUUACCUCAGCGUGGACAUGGUGCGUGAGCUACAACAACUAGAAGCCACCAUCUUGCCACAAUUUGACCUGGUGAUUCAAGCGGCUGAGAAGAGCGCCUACAGGGGCAAGCUGGAGGCAUGGCUCCGGCGGCUCAAAGAAGCCUUCUAUGAUGCCGAGGACCUGCUGGAUGAGCAUGAGUACAACCUCCUCAAGCGCAAGGCCAAGAGCGGGAAGGAUCCCUUGGUAGGGGAGGACGAAACCUCCUCCAUUGCAUCGACCAUCCUGAAGCCACUUCGUGCCGCCAAAAGCAGGGCACACAAUUUGCUCCCUGAGAACAGAAAGCUAAUUAGCAAGAUGAAUGAGCUCAAGGCUAUCCUGAAGGAAGCAAACGAACUCCGUGAUCUUCUUAGCAUACCACCUGGAAAUACUGCAUGUGAAGGGUGGCCAGUCGUACCAGCAACCAUUGUUCCUCCAACCACAGUGACAUACUUUCCAUCAAAGGUUUUCGGUCGUGACAAGGAUCGUGAUCAUAUAGUUGAUUUUCUUCUUGGCAAGACAGCAGCUGACGAGGCAAGUUCAACUAGGUACUCCAGUUUGGCCAUUGUUGGAGCGGGAGGAAUGGGGAAGUCCACCUUAGCGCAGUAUGUCUACAAUGACAAGAGGAUAAAAGAAGGCUUUGAUGUCAGGAUAUGGGUCUGCAUCUCACGCAAGCUUGAUGUCCGCCGUCACACAAGGAAGAUUAUUGAGUCUGCAACAAAUGGGGAGUGCCCAUGUAUUGGUAAUCUUGAUACUCUCCAGUGCAAAUUACGUGACAUACUGCAGAAGUCAGAGAAAUUCCUACUUGUCUUGGAUGAUGUGUGGUUCGAAAAAUCUGACAGUGAGACAGAGUGGUUUCAACUCCUGGAUCCAUUAAUCUCUAAACAGUCAGGAAGCAAAUUUUUGGUGACUUCUCGAAGUGCAACACUUCCAGCAGCUGUUCACUGUGAACUAGAACAAGUUGUUCAUUUGGAAAACAUGGACGAUGCCGACUUUCUUGCACUCUUCAAACACCAUGUUUUCUCUGGACCAAAAAUUGGAGACGAGCUUCUAUAUAGUAAGCUGGAACAUACUGCAGAGGUGAUUUCUAAAAGGCUUGGACGGUGUCCUUUGGUAGCAAAAGUUCUAGGAUCCCGAUUAAGCAAAAAGAAAGAUAUCACUGAAUGGAAAGCUGCACUGAAGCUGAGUGAUUUAAGUGAGCCCUUCAUGGCUCUGUUGUGGAGUUAUGAGAAGUUAGAUCCACGUCUGCAGAGGUGCUUCUUGUAUUGCAGCUUAUUUCCCAAAGGUCAUAGAUAUAAUCAUGAUGAGUUGAUUUACCUUUGGGUGGCAGAAGGGCUUGUUGGUUCAUGUAAUUUGAGUAGCAGGACAAUAGAAGAUGUCGGGAGGGAUUAUUUCAAUGAGAUGGUCUCUGGGUCUUUCUUUCAAUUGGUUUCUGAAACAGAGUGUUAUUCAUACUAUAUCAUGCACGACAUCCUUCAUGAUUUGGCACAGUCACUCUCUGUAGAAGACUGCUUCAGAUUAGAAGAGGAUAAUAUCAGAGAAGUACCAUGCACUGUUCGACAUCUCUCUCUUCAGGUUGAGAGUUUGCAAAAGCAUAAGCAAAUUAUCUACAAGCUACAGAAUUUACGCACUAUCAUCUGCAUUGAUCCACUAAUGGAUGAUGCAAGCGAUAUUUUUGAUCAGAUGCUGCGGAACCAGAAGAAGUUACGUGUAUUGUAUUUGUCAUUUUACAACAGUAGUAAGUUGCCUGAAUCUGUUGGUGAGCUAAAGCACCUUCGGUAUUUGAACCUCAUCAGAACAUCAGUGUCUGAAUUGCCUAGAUCAUUAUGUACUCUUUACCACUUACAGUUACUUCAGUUAAACACAAUGGUGGAGAGGUUACCUGACAAGCUUUGCAAUUUAAGUAAGUUACGACAUUUGGGGGCAUACAUCGAUUGCGUACCUACCUUGUCUGGAAAAUCUAUUCAUCAAAUUCCCAAUAUAGGCAAGCUAACUUCGCUACAACACAUGCAUACCUUUUCUGUGCAAAAAAAGCAAGGGUGCGAGUUGUGGCAGCUGAAGGACUUGAAUGAGCUUGGUGGCAGUUUAAAAGUAGAAAAUCUUGAGAAUGUUUCAGAAAAGGAAGAAGCCUUAGAGUCCAUGCUAUAUAAGAAGAAUCGCCUUAAAAAGUUGCGGCUUGCCUGGAGUAGCGAGAAGGGAAUGGAUGCAGCGGAUACUUUACAUCUCGAUGUUCUAGAAGGUCUGAGACCGUCACCCCAACUUAGUGGCCUCACAAUCAAAGGCUACAAAUCUGGCACAUAUCCAAGGUGGUUACUUGAGCCAUCCUAUUUUGAAAAUUUGGAAUGUUUUAAGCUUAAUGGCUGCACUUUGUUAGAAGGCCUACCACCUAAUACUGAGCUCCUACGGCAUUGCACUAGGCUGUGUCUAAAAAAUGUUCCAAAAUUGAAGAUAUUACCUUGUCUUCCAGCAAUGCUUACAAAAUUGUCAAUUCAGACGUGCCCACUGCUUAUGUUUGUCUCCAAAAAUGAGCUCGAUCAGCAUGAUUUGAGGGAAAAUAUAAUGAACACGGAGGACCUGGCAUCUAAACUUGCAUCGAUGUGGGAGGUCAAUUCGGGAUCAGAUAUUAGGAGAGUACUUUUAGAGGACUAUUCAUCACUGAAGCAGUUGACAACACAGAUGGGUGAUGAUAUAUCACAACAUCUUCAAAUUAUUGAAAGUGGCCUAAAGGAAGGAGGAGAUAUAAUAUUGGAGAAAGAAAAUAUGAUCAAGGCAUGGCUUUUUUGCCAUGAGCAGAGGAUAAGAGUCAUUUAUGGAAGGACCAUGGAGCUGCCACUGGUUCUACCAUUUGGACUUGUUAGUAUUGUUCUUUCUUCAUGCAGUAUUACAGAUGAAGCUUUAGCUAUUUGCCUUGGUGGCCUCACUUCAUUGACAACGUUAAGACUGGAAUAUAAUAUGGCAUUAAGUGCACUUCCGUCAGAAGAGGUGUUUGAGCAUUUGACAAAGCUUGACUUGUUGGAUGUAAGAGGUUGUUGGUGUCUCAGAUCACUGGGGGGCUCACAUGCUGCUCCAUCUCUUUCCAGACUUUAUUGUAUUGAUUGCCCUUCUUUAGAUCUGGCAGGUGCAGUAGAAUCUAUGUCAUUCAACCUUGCUGGAGACCUCUACAUAUGUGGCUGCAUUCUGGCAGCCGAUUCGUUCAUUAAUGGCUUGCCACACCUGAAAUCUCUUUCCAUUGCAUGUUGCAGAAGCUUCCCGUCCUUAUCGAUUGGCCACCUGACCUCCCUUGAAUCAUUAUCUCUACUUCGUCUCCCCGAUCUGUGCUCUCUUGAAGGCUUGUCUUCCUGGCAACUUGAUGGCCUAAGUUUGAUAGAUGUUCCAAACCUCACUGCCAAGUGCAUCUCACAGUUUCGUGUCCAGAAAUGGCUCAGCGUUAGUAGUUUCGUACUGCUCAACCAGAUGCUCAAGGCUGAAGGGUUUAUAGUCCCACCAAAUCUUGCUCUUCAUGAUUGCAAGGAGCCGUCAGCUUCAUUUGGAGAAUGUGCAAAUCUCUUAUCUGUCAAGCACCUGGACAUUUGGGAUUGCAAAAUGGAGUCCCUGCCAGGAAAUCUAAAAUUUCUCUCCAGUCUGGAGAGUCUUGAUAUCGGCAUUUGCCCCAACAUAACAUCUUUACCAGUUCUGCCAUCCUCCCUCCAGCGCAUAACUAUAUAUGGUUGUGACGACUUGAAGAAGAACUGCCGAGAGCCUGAUGGAGAAAGCUGGCCACAGAUUUCACACAUCCGCUGGAAGCACUUCGUUUAAUAUCGCCGCUUGAAAGAAAUGAGAGAAGACACCUCGUGGUGACCCCAAUGCCGCAGCGCCCCCGUCUCUGCAGACUCACCACCCAGCUGAAGUCGAUCAGAAGCCGAUCUGUUGGUGAUGCCGUACCCUUGGUUCUCUGUUUGGCGACCCUCCACAGUCCACGGUUGGUACUUGCGAGGAACGAAGGUGGUUCCAUUUAUAUCAUUUCACUUGUACUGUUAUUCCUUGAUUAUGAAUAAUGGGUCUUGCUAUGGUACACCUAAAUAACUGUGAAUCGUCGAUCUGAGUAGCAAUUGUCAAAUAUUACCUUGCAAGAGGUAAUAAGAUAUAUAAGGAAAAUACCUUCGUAUUAUGUAUAUAAUAUGCAUGCAUGAUCUAACUUUCCU